Choloepus didactylus (southern two-toed sloth) is the source of this 1211-nucleotide messenger RNA. Its product is annotated as translation initiation factor IF-2-like. Lineage: Eukaryota; Metazoa; Chordata; Mammalia; Pilosa; Megalonychidae. The transcript is spliced from 4 exons. The record is from RefSeq and is a predicted model, not a curated record. The coding region runs from base 1 to 1008 and encodes 335 amino acids.
AUGAUCCUGGAGGGACACCUGGACAGCCUGGGGAACUUCCAGGACCGCGCUGCGAUUUGGGACGGGGGCCCCGACGCUCUCAGGCGCCCCGGGCCCGGGGGUCUGCGCGCGGGGAGGCCCCUGCGUAAGGUGCUCCGGCCAGAGCCCGCCGGCACCGCAUGCGCCCGGGCGGGAUGCUUACCCUGCGGGUGCCGCUCCCGGAAGGCGGACGAACGGGCAUCGGAGGCGGCGGCUUCCCGGCCCUCCCGCCCCGGGCCGGCUACGCCACGGCUGCCACCCUCCGACUGCGACCCGAGGGGAUCCCGGCGGCGAGCCUGGGCCCGCCCACAUGCAGGUCACGUCACCGGCCGGGCGGGGCGCCGCGGGCCCAGGUGCGCAGGCCCGGCGGGAGGGGCGGGGCGUCGUGGGCACCGGCGCGCAGGUGCUGUGGCCGGCGGCGCGCCGUGUACCUGGUUGCGCAGGCGCGGCGGGAGGGGCGGGGCGUCGUGGGCACCGGCGCGCAGGUGCUGUGGCCGGCGGCGCGCCGUGUGCCUGGUUGCGCAGGCGCGGCGGGGGGCGGGGCGGGGCGUCUUGGGCUCGGCUGCUCAGGCCUGGUGGUCGGCUUGGGGCUGGUGGCGGCAAAAACGGGGUCUCUACUGGCCUAGGCCCCAGCACCCCAGGGCGCCCCUCACCGUCAUCAUUCUGCGUCAGGCCUGGCGUCCGGGGACCCUCGUGACUCGUUCUCCCGGCGCCGCGGGUCAGCCUCCGUCGCACCUGGUGGAGCGGCUCCCACAGCCUGGCUGCCGCGAUCCGGCCCCGGAGCCCCCGAGUCGCUCCAUUUUAAAUUGCCUUGUUAAGAAAGAGGUAGGCGUUGCAGUGCAGCCUCCCCGUGGGCGACCGCCACUUGCUGAUCUUCCCGUCUUCCGGAUGAGGAAACUGAGGCACAAAAACAUGAAUAGCUUACCCGAAGUCAUACUGAAAAGUGAGGAUCCUAACCCAGCUAGUCUGGCUGUAGACAAAUACUCCUAACUUACCACAUUGGAGAGAGAUUGUUGGGACAGAAGGACUUGAUGGAGGCCUGCUUUUGGGGAGCCUUGGAGGAUAGGUCAUUGUGCCAGUUUGAAUGUAUUGUGUCCCCCAAAUGCCAUUAUCUUUGUGGUCUUGUGGGACAGACGUUUUGGUGCUGGUUAGAUUUGCUUGGAAUGUGCCCCACCCAGCUGUGGGUGGUGACU